GGGGCUCGAGGGCCGCUCGACCGGAAGCGGGGCCAUAGAGAGCGAGGCGGCCAGGAGGGCCGGCAGCGAUGCGGUACAACGAGCGGGAGCUGCUCUCGCUGUCGCGGCAGCCGGCCGAGAAGGCGGCCGAGGUCCUCAUGCGGGCCCCCAAGAAGGGGAGCGUACUGAAGAAACGCCUUGUAAAGCUGGUGGUGAAUUUCCUGUUUUAUUUCCGAACAGAUGAAGCUGAGCCCAUCGGAGCUUUGCUGUUGGAACACUGCCGAAUCCACCAGGAAGAAAGCAACGUUUUCUCUAUUGGUUUCCUCGAAGAACCCGACAGGAAGUACUACUUUGAGUGCGACACGGCCGAGCAGUGCCAGGAGUGGAUCGAGGUGCUGCGGAGAGCCAGCUACGAGUUCAUGCGAAGCAGCUUGGUCUUCUAUCGGAACGAGAUCCAGAAGAUGACGGGGAAGGAUCCUUUGGAACAAUACGGCAUCUCCGAAGAAGCUCGUUUCCAGCUGGGCGUAGGGAAGCUGUGAGCCCGGACCGUCGGCCAUGAGGACUGAACCGCCAAAGCCGCCUCGGGGGAAGGAGGUGGCCGCACGCUGGAUUUUAUCCAAGUGACCUUGACCUGAUGCUUUUUGCCUCCAAGCAGAGAAGGAUUUUGACUUUAAAAAAUUUAAUACUAGUUAAGGGAAUCUUGGAUCCAUGCACCUCUCUCUGACCUAUCUAGGUGCUCACUGGUGUUGCUUCCAGUCCUUGGUUUAAAAAAACAAAAAACCUACCUCGAUGUUACCAUUGCUAUAUGCUUUGAAUGACAAUUUUCAAACUGCAUUCUUGGAGGAACUAAUAGCUCCCAUAGACCCAACUGGGAGAUGCCUGCCGCUGCCCUGGCUGGUUCAACUUGCUCAGCUUUUUUGGGGGGUCGGGAAGUAACGAAUGGGGCAUUUGGUCAUUUCUAGCACAACACAGACGGAAGCUGCCAGUCACCUCUCUGCAUGAGUCUCUGUUCUCAAUUUGUGUUCACCUGGCUAAGAGAAUCGAGGAGUGAAUGUACCGGCAUUUGGUCAUUUCUAGUACAACACAGAUGGGAGACUCUACGCGAGUCUCUGUUCUCGAUUGUUGCUCACCUGGCUAAGGGAAUCGAGGAGUGAAUGCACCUCCUGGUUUGAGUCUGGGUCGCUCAGAAAUCUGGGACACGACCCAGUAACCCGGUGAGACACCCUCAUGCUUUAGCGUUUGAUGGCCCCCAGUCCUGUCAGCUUUUUGGACCAGAUUUGGAAGGCACGGUGGCGUUAAAGCAGAGAAGCACUGGUGCUUGGGUAGUCUGGGAUUUGCAGCUUGCCGUAUGAAGCACAGCCGAAUCUUCCCAGGGCCUGUGGCAGCAUUCCCUUAUUCCAAAGAGCACACAGUUCUCCUAUCCCUUCGAUCUUCUUGUUGAAUGUAUGUAACAGAUGCUGUGAAAUAUUUGCGGGCAUUCGGAACUCUCACCCGACCUUUUCGAAACAGGUGGCUGGCGAAAGCACUCAUGAAGCUGGGGGGGGGGGGGGAGGGGCGGGGGCGGGUCUUAGCACGGGUCUUCCGGGGGCCGCUGUCUCAGUGGCCCAUUGCUACUGCUGUUCUUUGGAGCAAGAAAGAAACCUAUAUGUACUAUUUUUUCCUCUCUCCAAUAAAAAUCUUCAGUUUAUUUUA
Molecule: messenger RNA, 1671 nt
Organism: Heteronotia binoei (common prickly gecko)
Lineage: Eukaryota; Metazoa; Chordata; Lepidosauria; Squamata; Gekkonidae
Gene: PLEKHJ1
Product: pleckstrin homology domain containing J1
Exons: 6
Coding region: 69-518 (149 amino acids)
Biological process (GO): endosome organization; retrograde transport, endosome to Golgi; receptor recycling
Cellular component (GO): early endosome; recycling endosome; trans-Golgi network
Source: RefSeq, a predicted model, not a curated record